This is a messenger RNA of Meloidogyne enterolobii, 898 nucleotides long. NCBI's taxonomy places the organism in Eukaryota, Metazoa, Nematoda, Chromadorea, Rhabditida, Meloidogynidae. The record is from the annotation of a GenBank genome assembly.
AUGGAUUCAAGUAUUUUGAGGCGUGGAAGGCCAAGUUGGCAUUCUUUGCCAGAUAUUGGAUUAGCAGCAAUAAAUGAUGGUUUAUUACUUGAUUGUGGUAUUAAUAAAAUUAUUCAAAAAGAAAUUCCUAGUCAUCCCAGAAAAAAUGCAAUAUUGAGGGAAAUUGCUACAGCAAAACAAAAGACAGUUAUUGGUCAAAUGCUGGAUAUGACAACAACAGAUUUGUCACAAUUCACUUGGUCGAGAUACUCUUCAAUUGUAAAACACAAAACUAGUCAUUAUUCCUACUUGCUCCCAUUAAAUAUUGGAAUGCAUUUGGCAGAUUAUACAACACCCCAUCAAGUACAAUUGAGACAAAUAGCAUAUGAUUUGGGUUAUUUAUUUCAAGCACAAGACGAUUAUCUUGAUUGUUUUGGAGAUCCUUCAAUUACUGGGAAAUCAAAUUUGGUCGAUUUGGCAGAAGGAAAAUGUACUUGGGUAACAUGUGCUCUAAUUGAAAAAUUGGAAAAAAGUAAUAAAUCUGUUGAAUUGGACAAUUUUAAAAAGAAUUUUUCGACUAAAGAUGAAAACAAAUUAAUUAUUGCAAGAAAUAUUAUUGUUGAACAGGGGAUUGAAGAGGAGUGUCUGAAAUUUCAGAAGCAAAAAGUAUCCGAACUCCAUGAAGAUAUAAUGUCCUACCCAAUAGAACCUAUUCGAAAUGUACUGGAACUGACACUUGAUGAAAUGACUGGACGGCAAAAAUGACGUGAGAAUUUUUUUUAUAAAUUUGUGCAAAAGAAAAGUGUCAGUGUGAUCUAUUUUGGAUCUAUACUCGAGUUUUUAAUUACCAAAAAAAAUUUAUUAAUUUAUUCAGACAAAGAAAUUUUUUGUAAUUUACGCUUUAAAGAUUAUAAAGUUU